Molecule: messenger RNA, 974 nt
Organism: Cottoperca gobio
Lineage: Eukaryota; Metazoa; Chordata; Actinopteri; Perciformes; Bovichtidae
Gene: nudt1
Product: nudix (nucleoside diphosphate linked moiety X)-type motif 1
Exons: 4
Coding region: 134-631 (165 amino acids)
Biological process (GO): DNA protection
Cellular component (GO): cytoplasm
Molecular function (GO): 8-oxo-7,8-dihydroguanosine triphosphate pyrophosphatase activity
Source: RefSeq, a predicted model, not a curated record
CGUGAAUCCAGUUAGACCCAUCCGUGCUCCUACACAUCAGCGCGUCACGUGACGCCGCCUGUAGCGCUGCACGCGGGAGUCCCAAGUCUGGAUUUCACACAAAAACUUAUUUGUUCUCAUUUCUUCUAGUCCGAUGGCAGAUAUGGAUCCGACUCGGGAGAUGUUGAGCUCCAAGCUGCUGACCCUGGUGCUGGUGGUGCAGCCCGGCAGAGUGCUGCUCGGCAUGAAGAAGAGAGGAUUUGGGGUCGGGAAGUGGAAUGGUUUUGGGGGCAAAGUUCAACCUGGAGAAAGUAUUGAAGAUGGUGCAAGGAGAGAACUGCAAGAAGAAAGCGGCCUCACGGUGGACGCUCUCGAGAAGGUCGGAAACAUCAAAUUCGAAUUUGUUGGAGAAACGCAGCUGCUUGACGUCCAUGUUUUCCGUGCCGACUCUUAUAACGGAGAGCCAACAGAGUCAGAAGAAAUGCGGCCUCAGUGGUUCGAAUUCGACCAAAUUCCUUUCAGUGACAUGUGGGCCGAUGACAUCCUGUGGUUCCCACUGAUGCUCCAGAAGAAGAAAUUUGUUGGAUAUUUUAAGUUUCAGGGUCACGAUGUGAUCCUCAGCCACAAGCUGGAGGAAGUGGAGGAACUGUGACACAUCCUGCGUUUCUGAGGACAUUUAUGACCGUGACAACAAAAGCAUCUUCCAAACUUCUGGUGCCACCGUUCACGGCCCGACGCCACCGAGGACUUCACCUCGUUCACUGUACAUGGAGAGCUUACAAAAGGUUACAUAAUAAAUAAAACAAAGAAGCAAUAUAGUGACAGAAAUAUCCAAUCUGUUAUUUUAUUUUUCAGGAUAAAUGAUUCAACAACAAGAUUUCUUUCUUAAAAUAUUUACAAUAUCUACAGUAAUAAUUCUAUUGUUAGUCAACUUGAUUCUUGCCCAAACAAACAUGUUUCAUUCUGUAUUAAUAAAAGUUGUGCGUACAUCUUGA